Closterium sp. Naga37s-1 is the source of this 3372-nucleotide messenger RNA. The record is from the annotation of a GenBank genome assembly. Lineage: Eukaryota; Viridiplantae; Streptophyta; Zygnematophyceae; Desmidiales; Closteriaceae.
AUGCUCCUUAAUCGCACACUCAUUCUCCCGCCUCUCGACGUUUGUUCGGAAUCCGCGGCCCGGCACAGGACCUAUGACCUAGCUCUAACUAUAGAUCUCGAACACUUAGCCCAGUGCUUCAAUGGGGUAGGAGGCCCGAACGGAGGACUGGCAGCAGCAGCAGCAGCAGCAGCAGCAGCAGCAGCAGCAGCAGCAGCAGCAGCAGCAGCAGCAGCAGCAGCAGCAGCAGCAGCAGCAGCAGCAGCAGCAGCAGCAGCAGGAGCAGCAGCAGGAGCAGAAGGAGCAGAGUCAACUGCUGCGGAACUUCCAGCAGGAGGGAAAGUCGACAGGAACCUCCCCCUUAUACCUCCUGGUGUGGUAUCCCUGGAAACUUAUCUGAAGACAUACAACAGCAAUCGCAGCACUCUGGUGGUGGAUGAGUUAGCGUGCGGCCUCGUCCCCGACCGUACCGCCUGUGCCGAUCUGCUCAUGUGCAGCAACAGCACCGAAUCCAACCACACAACCAUCACCUUCCCGUCCACGCUCUCCCGAAUGCGUCUCCCACCGGGCCGCCUUGCAGAUCUGGCCUCCAGACUCGCGGAUCACGCCCCUGCCACGGUCUCUGCGCGGGUUCUUAGCCUCGGCGACCUCUUUCAGCUCAAAACACUGGAAUUUUCCCAGAAUACGGCGUUCCUCCCGCCGCCGUUUCUUCCCACGGACUGCGGCUUGCCGAUUCGCCCGCCUGCCCCUGUUGUGAAGGCUGCUGCUUGGUACAUGCAGGAGUAUAUUGGGAGGGACUUUGUGGCGCUGCAUCUUAGGAGAAAGGAUUUCUUGUCCCGUGCCGCAGCAGCCGAUCUGGGCAUUGCAUAUGGUGAUGGUGGUGGUGGUGGUGGUGGUGGUGGUGGUGGUGGUGGUGCUGCUGCUGCUGCUGCUGCUGCUGCUGGUGAUGCCGGCAGCGGGCUUGCUUCCUUUGCCAGACCCACGCACGAAGGACGUCGGAUUCACAUUGUCUUUCUAUGCACGGAUGCAGGCUCAGGGCAAGUGAAAACUCUUUCAAAGCUGUUGGCGCUCCACGGGGUUACUUUGCUGUGCAUGAACAUGCGCACAGACAUGGCUUUCCAGUCUUCUGGGGUCGACCGAAGAGUGGCGGAAUCCCCAGAUGCUGCAGCCAUGGUGGAAAAGCAAUACGGAGCUGAGGUGGCGGCGGGCCGGCUGACGUGGGACCCACGCCAGGCUGACGUGGCAGCCGCCAUGGAUGACCUGGUAACCCAGCUGGCAGCGUACGACCGAGCAAUGCGGGAGUACCAGGUGGCACUCGCUGAUUGGCUGGCGCAGCGGAGGGUUCUGAGAAGAGAACUGGUGGAGAAGGAGAGGAGAGAGGCGAGGGAGAGGGAGGGGAGGAGGAAGGGGAGGGAGCAGCGGUGGGGGUGGCUGGCGGCGUGGUGGCAUGGCAUGGCUGAUACUGCUGCUCGCCUUGCUUCUUCCAGGUUUCACAUGCUACUCUCCCUCCUCUUCCUCGUCUCCCUCCUUUGCCUCCUCUUUCCUCCUCUCCCUCCUCCCCCUCCUCUCCCUCCUCUGUCCCCCCUCCCUCCCCUCCCUCCUCCCUACUCCCUCUCACGGAAGACCAUGCUCAUGGAUAUGCUGUUUGGAGCGGUGCAGAGGGGUGGAGUGGUUGGCGUGGCGAAGCGGGUGCAUUUUAAUAAGGCUAUGCUGGAGGUGCAUCAGCGGAUGCAUAGGUAUUGGCGGGAGAGAGAGGAGGUGAAGGAGAGGAAGCGGGAACGGGAGAGGGCGAGGCGGGAGGGGCGUGUAGGAGUGGUGGGGAGUGGUGGGGUGGGGUUGGAGAGAGGGGAGAUGAGGUGGGACGAGGAGGAAGAGGAGGAGGAGGGAGAGGAUGCAAUUCUAGACGCUGUUGCUGAUGAGUUCCUGGGAAAAUGGGGAGGCGAGGGGACAGUGGAGCAUCAGCAAGUCGAGGAGGAGGAGGAGGGAGCAGUGAUGCAGGGAGCAGCAGCGGUGCAGGGAGCAACAGCCGCACAAGGAUCAGCAGCAGCAGCAGCGGCGGCGGUGCAAGGAGCAGCAGUGCUGUGUUUCGACGAGGUGCAGGUGCUGGACGUGUUCACAGCUGUGGCUCUAGGCCGCCUGCUGCAGCGCGUGCUGCUGAGGGGGGUGGUGCUCGUCGCCACCAGCAACAAGGCGCCCUGGGAGCUCAACCAGGACGGGCUGCAGCGAGAGCUGUUCCAGGCGUUUGUGAGCACUGUGGAGGGCUCUUGCCACGUGCUGCCCCUCUCCUCCCCCACGGACUACCGCUGCCUGCACUCCGCCCCCCCUCCCCCCGCCCAUAACCUACCGGGACCACCACCAGCACCCAGCUCGACCCCAACAACUACCACCGUCACUCCUUCACUCUCCUCCCUCUCACCAUCACAACCACAUCUCUCCUCCCCUCCCCCUCCCCACUCCCCUCCUCCCUCACCACCUACUCCUCCUCAUCUUCCCUCCAGCCGCACACCCACUCCUUCCCAUCAGCCUGCUCCUACAACGCCCCUAGUUCCCGCCUUCCCUGGUUACUCCUACUUCUGGCCUCUCGGCCCUCAGUCAGAGAGUCUCUUUGAGGACAGGUGGCACGAUGCCGUUGGUCAAGAGCUGCGGUUGCAUGGAGGAAGGAGAGGGGAAGGAGGCAAGGGAACGGACGGAUACGUGGAAGGCCAGGGGGAGGAUAUUCCUGUCAUGUUUGGACGGUCCCUGCGUGUCCCUGUGUCGGUGCAUGGAAUAGCGCGCUUCUCUUUCUCCGAAUUGUGUGCCAACAUGCUUGGCCCACCAGACUACCUCGCUCUCGCUCUGCGCUACCACACUCUCUUCCUGUCAGAGAUUCCCAUCCUCUCGCGCUCAGUGCACGACCAGGCGCGCCGCUUCCUCACACUCACAGAUGAGCUUUACAACCACCGCUGCCUGCUCGUCUGCUCUGCCGCCGCUGCUCCUAACAAGCUGUUUAAGGGGCUGCCGGGGAGAGUGGGAAGUGGUGGGGUGAGGGGAUCGGGGGGUGGUGGGGAGGGGGGUGGGGGAGGAGGAGAAGGACGGGUUGAUGAGGGGGAGGAGGAGGAGAAGGAGGAGGGAGGAAUUGUGCCGAGGAUUGAUCUUGAGAGCCUUCAGUUUGAAUCGGAGGUGGGGGGCAGUCGCCUAAGAAGGGACGUGCUAGCGGAGGGGGGUCGUUCCGCCCUCACCUCCUCUUUUACACUCCCCGUGCGCCAGCUCUCCGGGCGGGAGGAGGAGUUUGCAUUCCACCGAGCGGUAAGGAGAGGCUUUGAUGUAUCUUGUCUUGAGUCAACUCAAACUCCUUCCCGUGCGCCAGCCAGCUCUCCGGGCGGGAGGAGGAGUUUGCAUUCCACCGAGCGGUAA